Molecule: messenger RNA, 1222 nt
Organism: Glossina fuscipes
Lineage: Eukaryota; Metazoa; Arthropoda; Insecta; Diptera; Glossinidae
Gene: Ublcp1
Product: ubiquitin-like domain-containing CTD phosphatase 1
Exons: 2
Coding region: 84-1049 (321 amino acids)
Biological process (GO): protein dephosphorylation
Cellular component (GO): nucleus
Molecular function (GO): protein serine/threonine phosphatase activity; protein binding
Source: RefSeq, a predicted model, not a curated record
UAGAAAUUUUGACAAAUGAAAAUUAAAAAAAAAAAUCGUGCGUGCUUUUGUUUAUAUUUGCAAAAAAAGUGAAAAGCAUUAACAUGACCAACAUUAAAGAAGUUUCCAUAUUAGUGAAAUGGAGUGGCAGAGAAUAUCAUAUUACAGAUUUGACUGACCAAGAUACUGUGGCAGUAUUGCGUCAUGAGAUUUUUAAAAAAACUCAAGUACGUCCCGAAAGGCAAAAAUUAAUUAACUUGAAAUAUAAAGGUAAAGGAGCCGAGGAUAGCGUAAAGCUCUCAAAUUUGGAAUUGAAAACUAAUUUCAAGUUAAUGAUGGUUGGCUCCACAGAGCAAGACAUUGAAGAUGUUUGUCAUAAACCGGAAGAUAUGGUCGAAGUAAUUGAUGAUUUCGACGAUCAGGAUGAUAAAAAGGAAGAAUGCAUAGAAGAGUCCGCUAUAUAUUUGGCGAAAAUACAGAAACGCAUUAAAGAAUACAAAAUCACUGAGAUGAAUCCGCCGCGGCCGAAUAAAAAUUUAUUGGUCUUAGAUAUUGAUUAUACGUUAUUCGAUCAUCGCUCAAUCGCUGAAACGGGCGCCGAAUUAAUGAGACCGUACUUGCAUGAAUUUCUUACUUCCGCUUAUGAACAUUACGAUAUUGUUAUUUGGUCAGCUACCGGUAUGAGAUGGAUUGAGGAGAAAAUGCGUCUAUUGGGUGUUAACAAUAAUCCCAAUUAUAAAAUUAUGUUUUAUUUGGACGCUAGUGCUAUGAUAUCAGUUCACACUUUAGAUUAUGGCGUUAUUGAUGUGAAACCCUUAGCAGUAAUCUGGGGUUUAUAUCCGCAAUAUACUGCUUCCAACACAAUAAUGUUUGACGAUAUACGUCGCAAUUUCCUAAUGAAUCCACGUUCCGGAUUAAGAAUACGUCCAUUUCGUCAAGCGCAUUUGAAUCGCGAUAAGGAUACGGAACUUUUGAAGUUAUCUAAAUAUUUAAAUGAUAUAGCUAUUCAUUGCAAAGACUUUACGAAAUUAAAUCAUCGCAAGUGGGAGCAUUACGAACCGCGUAAAUAGUGAAUGCUUGCAAAUGUGAAAUUUUAUUCGUGUUUUCUGUUUUUAGUGAUCAAUUUAAAUGCAUAAACUAUUUUUUUUUUUUUUUUCAAAUACAGACUACCCUAUGACCAUAUAUAAAUUGGUAAAUUUGUUCGCAACAAAUAUUGAAGAAUUCGUUGCAAAAAUUUUACAUG